AUGAAUGCAAACUAUAGCAUCAGCAACUUCUCAGUGUUGUCCAAGGACAAAAUGGAGAGGCCAAAGGAGGACAAAGAUUCUGAUGGCAAAGAGAAAAAGUCCAAAUCAAAGGAAAAGGAAAAAAAGAAAGAACCAGCUUCAAUGUUCAUGAUAAAUGGAGAAAAGGAGUCUAAAAGCAAAAAGAAAGCUGCCAAGUCAGACAGUGAUAGUGAAGAAGAGAAAAAGUCAACCAAAUCAAAGAAAAAAUCCUCCUCUGGUUCUGCAUCCAUGUUCCAGACAUCAGCAGAUAAGGACAAAGAAAAGGAAAAAGACAAGAAGUCAAAGAAAAAAGCAAAGGCAGAAGAGAGUGAUGAAUCUGAUUCGGAAAAAGAAGAAAAGUCUAAGAAGAAGAAAGGCAAAGGCAAAAAGAAAAAGGAGAGAUCUCCCUCGCCUGAGAUUGAAUUUGACAACUUGGAGAAUUUUGUGAUGGAGCCAGCUCCACAGGGUGUGACUGUCAAAUGCAGAGUGACCCGGGACCAGAGAGGGGUGGACAAGAGCCUCUACCCUCUGUAUUACCUUCAUCUAGACAAUGAAAAAAAGACGUUCCUUUUAGCUGGGAGGAAGAGAAAGAAAAGCGCAACUUCAAAUUACCUCAUUUCAAUUGAUGCCACAGACUUAUCAAGAGGUGGUGAGAACUUUGUUGGAAAACUGAGGUCGAAUUUGAUGGGGACUAAGUUCACUGUAUUUGAUAAUGCUCUGAAUCCCGAAAGAGCUCUUCCAGAUUUGUCCAAUGCGCGACAAGAAUUAGCAGGCAUCAUCUAUGAAACAAAUGUCUUAGGAAUAAAAGGGCCAAGACGGAUGACAGUCAUCAUCCCGGGCAUGAAUAAGGACAACGAGAGAGUCCCACUCAGACCAAGAAAUGAUUGUGACGGCUUGUUGAUAAGGUACCAGAAUAGAAGGAUGGACAAUUUGAUUGAGCUGCGCAACAAGACGCCUGUGUGGAAUGAAGACACGGCGUCUCAUGUGCUGAACUUCAACGGCAGAGUCACCCAGGCCUCCAUCAAGAACUUCCAGAUAGUCCACAACAAAGACUUGGACUACAUCGUGAUGCAGUUUGGACGGAUAGCCGAUGACAUUUUCACGCUGGACUACAACUACCCAAUGUGUGCCGUGCAGGCCUUCGCCAUCGCCCUCUCCAGCUUCGAUGGCAAAAUUGCUUGCGAAUAAUCCAGAGGUCUUCAUCUUAUAAUUUAACGCUGGAGACGGAACGCUGCAAGCUCUCGCACACAUCAGACCACUUCAUCUCUUUACACUCGCUUACGAUGAUCCUUUGAACUUUGAACCUUUCUCCAAGGCUUAAGAAACAUAUACUCAGUGGUCUGGCAUCAUGCCAUUUUGUAUGGAGAGUUCUGUUUUCUGUUUUGAUGGAAAAAAAGUAUGAGUGAACCACAAAACAACACACCGGACUCCGAAAGACUCCAGUGAGUGGAGAGGCAUGAGGUUUUGGAGGGAUGAUGGUAAACCUUGGUGAUAAAGGUCUUCAUGAAGAUGUUUUUGCUAUGUUAUUCUGUAAUGUAAUGUGUUUCUGUGUAGAGCCAAAUUCAAAGGGUCUCAAUUUCUUUUCGGUGUCACGUUUGCUCUGACAUGUAAACACACCGUAACACUAGCACCUGUUCUCUUUGUGGCAAAAAUGUGGUUUUGUUUUGACUUAAGCUUUCAGACUUUACUGAUAAUUACUAUGAAAGCAUAACUAAUGAUGUUAUAUUUAUGAGAAGUCUUUAACAGCUGUCCGACUCCAUGAGCUCCCCAAAUGUAAUAAAACUGCCUCAGGUGGCAGGCAUUCUAAAAGUAACCAGCAUGGAGGAAAUCUAACUAAUAUUCAAAGACACGAGUUUGGUUUUUCAGGCAGUGGUUCACUGGUGUGACAAUUCAGUCUGUUUAUCUGUCUUUUUCAGAUACCUUGACUGGUUUGAGUUUGUGUGGUGUUUUUCUAUUGACAUGAUUUUGGUCACAAUUUUGUAAAAAUUCAUGUCCUUUCCUGAACAUUGCCUUUGUUGCAUUUCUGUGCUUACUGUAUCAACGCAAGUGAAUUAAAU
Molecule: messenger RNA, 2075 nt
Organism: Menidia menidia (Atlantic silverside)
Lineage: Eukaryota; Metazoa; Chordata; Actinopteri; Atheriniformes; Atherinopsidae
Source: the annotation of a GenBank genome assembly